Messenger RNA from Vanrija pseudolonga, 1878 nucleotides. RefSeq lists its product with no specific name. The transcript has a single exon. The record is from RefSeq and is a predicted model, not a curated record. NCBI's taxonomy places the organism in Eukaryota, Fungi, Basidiomycota, Tremellomycetes, Trichosporonales, Trichosporonaceae. Bases 1 to 1878 code for a protein of 625 amino acids.
AUGGCACAGACCUGCAACGCGACCUGCUCCUCGGCCUGCACCGACCCCACGGCCACCUCGUGUCGCAGCGCCGCCCCGGCAACCACGGACGCGGGCGACGUGCCCCGCGGGCCCAUCGCGCUCCCCUCCCAUCCCUACUUCCUCGUGCCCGGGCGCGCGGCCGCGCCACUCCUGUACUCGGACACCCCGAUCAGUUUCUGGGGCGGCAUCAACUCGCACACGGGGCAGGUGAUCGACGUGACCCACCCGCUCCGGGGCAAGAGGCUAGAGGGCAGCGUGCUCGCCAUCCCGCGCGGGCGCGGCUCCUGCUCUGGCUCCCUCGUCCUCCUCGAGCUAGUGAUCAAGGGCGUCGCACCCGCCGCGCUGCUGCUCGAAGAGCCCGACCAGAUCCUCGCGCUGGGCGCGAUUGUCGCCGAGGCCAUCUUCGGGCUGCGCGUGCCCGUAGCCGUUCUGGGGGAACGCUUCGCGACGCUCCCGCGCACGGGCGACGUCGAGAUCGACGACAACCGCCUCGUCAUCAAGUCUGGCGGCGGAGGCUCCAGCCCCCGACGCAUAGUCAUCCCGCUUGGCCAGCCGACGGACGGCGUCAAGCUCUCCCCUGCCGACGAGGCGAUGCUCGCCGGCUCGCAUGGCGAGGGCGUCGCGCAGGCCAUGGCGAUCAACAAGGCCAUCGCGGCGCUGUACGGCGCCGAGUCGUUCAUCGACAUCACGCAGGUGCACCUCGACGGCGUGUUCUACACUGGGCCAGCGGCGCUGCUGUUCGUGCAACACUUUGAGAAGAUUGGCGCGCGCGUCGCGGUCCCGACGACGCUCAACGCCGUCAGCGUCGACCUGCGCCACUGGCGCGCGCUGGGCAUCGACACGACCUUAGGCGAGGAGGGCACGAAACUCGCCGACGCGUACAUCUCCAUGGGCGGCGACGCAGCCAGCAUGACGUGCGCGCCGUACCUCCUACCUUCUGCCCCUGGCGUCGGCGAGCAAGUCGCGUGGGGCGAGUCGAACGCGGUCCUCUUCUGCAACAGCAUCCUUGGCGCCCGCACCCAGAAGUACCCCGACCUCCUGGACCUGUGUAUCGCGCUGACAGGGCGCGCGCCCCUCGCUGGCGCGCACAUCGAGGCGAACCGCGCGCCGACGCUCGCGCUCCGCGUCACCCCCGCUGUUAGGGACGUCGACGACCAGCUCCUCUGGCCGCUGGUAGGCUACCACCUCGGCAAGUCGGCCGGCACGCGCGUGCCGAUCGUGUACGGCCUCGACGGGCGGAGCCCGCGCACGUCGGACCUCAAGGCGUUUGCCGCGGCGUUCGGCACGACGUCGUCCUCGCCCAUGUUCCACAUCGAGGGCGUGACGCCUGAAGCGCCUGUGGGCCGGUUCCCCCCGCCGAGCGACACGCGCGAGAUCACCGUCGAUGACCUGCGCGACGCGUGGCGCACGCUCAACACCGGCGCUGACGGCCCUACGCCCAUCAGCGUCGUCGCGCUCGGCAACCCCCACUUUGCGCUCGACGAGUUCGAGCAGCUCGCCGAGCUGGUGAAGGGCCGCAAGGGCACAGCACGCGUUACUAUCACUGCUGGCCGCGCGAUCGUCGAGCAGGCAAAGGACGCAGGGUAUCUCGCGCCGCUGGACGACUUUGGCGUCGAGAUCGUCUACGACAUGUGCUGGUGCAUGGCGCCGCAUGCUGGCGAGUCGCGCAUGGUCACGGCCGAGGACAAGUUCCUCGUCACCAGCUCGGGCAAGUACGCGCACUACGGCCCAGGUAUCCUCGGCCGGCCGGUGCUGCUUGCCAACCUCGCGGCGUGUGUCGACGCGGCCGUUUCGGGCACGAUCGACGUCCGCCCGCCGGCGUGGCUUGGCGGGGCCGAGGUCGAGGUCGCGCAGUAA